CACCCGUACGGAAUCAUCCACCGCGAGUGGCCUGGCAGCUGGCGAACAGAAAGAACAAAAAACAGACUCUGAUGGAGAGAUUUUCCAUACCUUGCUGCUUCUGCCGAAUCUUGUGGGGGUCUUUUGGUGUGAGAUUUUGAGAUUUCGUCCAAAAAGACUACUUACUACUGGACCACUGUCGUUAUCCUCGUCGUUGUUGGGAGAAAUGCAAUAGGAAAAGAGUGUGGUAAUUCACCUGUUCCCCGUGUUUGGUGGUAGAUUGUGUGUGGAGUGUCUUUUUGUCUCGGGAUUACAUCUUGAAGGAUAUUUUCGAAAAAUUUGCGUAAAUAAUUGAGUUGCAUCAAUAAGUAAUGCAUUUGGUGAAUAAGUGAUGGCACUUUGUCUGCGAAAGGUUUAGAGAAUUGACUCCAACUGGUGGGUGCUUUCCAGUCGAUUGAGAUUUUGAACGGUGAUCGCCGACGAGACCGGACCAGUCCAGACAGUUUGAGUGUGGGUGCAGAGUGAUAAAAACGUCGAUUUGAUUUUCUUUUUUUUUUGCGAUAGAAGUUACAGGGGAAAAACUUGUUCCUUAGUGCUGGUGUUACACUGCUGGUGAGGCCCGGAUCGUGCGAAACGAGCAGUUGCUGCGUACAAAAGUAUCUCAGUGAUAACACCGAACGUGGACGGUCUGGUAUCUGGUGAAGUAAUUUAGCCAUCUGUCAAGAUUUUCCCAUCCAACCAAAGUCUCAAGUGAAAGUGAAAAGCUCGGUUCCAAUUCUGUCCGAUCGGAAGGUUGAUAAAAUCAUGCAUAAAUCACAGCUCAAAGGCCGUAAAUUGUCGAAGAGAGGUAUGGAAAUCUAGUUGAACCAUUUCCGAGAUAGGGUUUCAGUUUCGACUGCUAUUCAAGGAAACACAUUCAAAAAUAUAUUCUACCAGAGUGCGGUGCGAGGGAGUGAGUACGAGUGAAAAAUCGAAGCAAACGUACAAGCAAUCGAAAGCGAAAACUCGGUGAAGAAUAAGGAGAGGAAAACGCAGGAAAAAAUAUUUUCUUACAUUUGAAUCAAAAGCAACACUCUGCAAGCUCCCACAUAGUAUAGUGUCGUUCCGAGUGAGCGCGAGUGUGUGCGAAGAGAAAGCAAAAACAGCAUAAAUCCAUGUUCAAGGGGCAAACAAAAAGUCUCAAAAGUGUGUGAAUAAAAAAGAAAAAUGGGGAAAAAAUUGUAAUUGUUAUUGAUCGGCAAGAGGUAAUGGGCAGAGGAGAAAAAUAAAUUAUAUUAAAGCAAAAGAGUCAAGCCUAAGUGGGUGCGAAGAAAUAAAAAGAAGGAAGGGAAAAAAGUGUGCGGGCUCUGGAAGUGAUUUUCCUUUUCUUGGUCCUUUGAGGUCGUGCCAACAAUACAUUUGCGUGGACGUCGAACCUGUAAUUAAUAAUAAUAGUGUAAGGAAAAACCAUCCAAACGUGGCAAAAACGAGUGGCGACGAGGUGGCAGCUAAAGUGGCAACAAUUGUGUGUGCUGGUAUACUCACUUUUCCUGUGUUGGAAAUUUAUGCUCAGUGAGACGGAAGCAAGAGGAAACCGAAGAAGAAAAUAGUCGUCACUAGGGAAACCCCGAAGAAUUUCUCAGAAACAGAGCAAUCUGCUGGUGGCGUUAGCAAAUUUCUCUCCGUGCCACAGCAAGUCGAGUGGUGGAAGCCGUGUUCAACAAGAAGCAAAAAGCGUAAAAAGCGAGUUUUUCUCAAGCGCCGAGUUCAGCAGCCAGUCGUCGUCGAUGUUCAGUGUAUCUGUGCGAGAAAAUUCAGAGAGCUCCGGUUGGUGUUAGUGGCUCCCCCGAGAAGAGUGUUUGAGCAUCAUCAUACAGGUUUCCAUCGAGCGACAACGCGGCAGCAGCCAACCCGUCAGUCAGUCAGUCAAAUCGACCCAGUAGUGUGUGUAUCGAAGAGAUCCCAGGAAAUGCUACAAAAGUUGCUGCGGUGCUGAAAUGGGAAUGCGUACGAAUGUUAAACAGGACUGAAACUUGAGGCCAACAAACAAUGACUGAUGAACCAACUCUUCUUGAACGAUCCGGUGUUGCUACAACGAGCAACGAACGCCAAUGGACGAAUGGCUCCAUCAACAGUAUCAGUUUCAAUAGACUGCUGAGUGUUCAAAUUCCGUGCCAAGAGAUGAAAGUGGCCGAUGCUACCAUCGGAACGACCGGGACGAUGACAUCGUCGUACUAACCAAGGACGGACUUUUCCAUACGCUCGUGCUGUGGAAUUGAAACUUGGAAUCGAAGCAGAGCUUAUGACGGCUUAAAUUGAGAGGAAUUAUCUCUCGUUAGUGCGUUGCUGGUGGAUUUCGGGGGCAAUAAAAAUAAUUCCAACAGCGACAGCAACAGUGUGUGUGUGUGCGCGUGUGGCUGUGUGAAAGAAGUCAAAGGGAAAGUGUGUUUAUCCCCCGGGGAAAGUGGCUGGAAAAAAGCAAGUAUUAUGAGGGCUCGUCGGGCCAAGGCUUCUCGGUAACAAGCAUUGUUUGUGCCAUCGAGAAAAACUCGUAAAGAGAGUAAAUGGUGAAAAAUUGAAGAUCAAGUGUUUGCGUGCACGGUGGGUGGAAGCCGGAAAAUGGGAUGGUGAAUUUAUCAAAAUGAAAGUGAUUAAUCAUCACAGCAGUGCCACAUAGUUCAGAGAGAAAAGAAAAAAAAACGAGCAAUCGAGUGAAAGUGGAUGGUUUUCUGCUACAUUAACAUCAGCUUGAUGGUUGUGGGAGGAUAGUGCUUCUCGGAAAAUAAUUUUCAAUACCAUCAUAAUGUUAAUGAGCUCGUGAAGCAUUUAGGUCGUUUGGAUCAAAGGUCUUCAGGACAGUGUGGAUAGUGAGGGCGUCGUUGGGUUUAAUUUUGCUCAGCAUCAACGGAACCAGCCGGAAGGAUCAGAUUAGGCUGGCCUCGAGGGGAUUGAGCAGCAAAAUUAGCAUAACACUACCCAGCAUGGCGCAUGGAAGAAAACAGAUGGAAAAUGUAGUCUAAGCAUGUAGAAUCCGUCGAUUUUGCGCUUCUCAUUAUUUCCCAUCUGCUUGGCCCAAAAUUAGAGGAAAACCAUUACCAUCAGCGAACAGCGAAAGGAAAAACAUGCAAAGUUAGGAGGAGCUUUAGUGAACACAAAGCCGAGAUUUGUUCCGCCAUAUUCGACGUGUACUUUGAAAUUGGGUAUUUUUUGCUUGCCAGACAGAAGCCUAUCAUCCCGCGGAUAAAGCCUCCGGGGACGUUUAUGAGGGGAGCAAUUUAUUUCGGCUGAAAAAGAGCAAAAUAAUUAUAAGAAAAAGGUGAUUUACGUGACCAGACACGCGGAGGGUUUUUUUUUCCCUCGGUGGGAACCCACAGAAACGAAUGUCGAAUAGAAGCGGUAGCGACUAAAUCAAACGCUGCAGCAUCAACCAGUCCUUAGACGGCACGGAUUGCGGAAAGGUCACCUCCAAGGACCAGUGAGAGCAGGCCUCAGAAAGUCGUCCCCGGUUUACCUUCUCCCUCACUCCAGAGCGCGCGGAUACAAUUACCGUGACGUUCCUCGUGCUCUAUUGGGGGACCAUUGAAAAAUUCCACCGAAUAGUAUGGCUUCGGUCGCCGCUUGGUUGCCAUUUGCACGGGCGGCGGCCAUCGGGUGGGUCCCUAUAGCAUCCCAUCCACUACCAGCACCCCCAGUAUUCAAGGAUCGCCUACGUUCGGAAGAUGAGAAAUUAAUUAUCAACGUUUCCGGGCGACGAUUCGAGACCUGGCGGACAACGGUUGAGAAGUACCCAGACACACUAUUAGGAUCAAACGAACGAGACUUCUUCUACGACGAACAUAGCAAAGAGUAUUUUUUCGACCGUGAUCCGGACAUUUUUAGGCACAUAUUAAAUUACUACCGAACCGGGAAGCUGCACUACCCUCGGCACGAGUGUUUGCUCAGCUACGAUGAGGAAUUAUCAUUUUUCGGAAUCAUGCCGGACGUGAUCGGAGACUGCUGUUACGAAGACUACCGGGAUCGAAAGCGAGAAAACGCCGAACGACUGAUGGAUGACAAGCUGUCGGAAAAUAGUGAUACAAAUCUAAUACAGCUAACCAACAUCAGGGAACGGAUGUGGCGAGCAUUCGAGAAUCCGCAUACUUCCACUGCCGCCCUCGUGUUCUACUAUGUUACGGGCUUCUUCAUUGCUGUAUCUGUGAUGGCCAACGUCGUCGAGACGGUCCCGUGCGGCUUACGGCCAGGCCGCGCCGGAACGCUCUCCUGUGGCGAGCGGUACAAGAUCGUAUUCUUCUGUUUGGAUACGGCCUGUGUGAUGAUCUUCACCGCCGAAUACCUGCUGCGGUUAUUUGCCGCCCCGUGCCGGUGCAAAUUCGUUCGGAGUGUUAUGAGUAUAAUCGAUGUCGUAGCCAUCCUGCCCUACUACAUCGGUCUGGGAAUCACCGACAACGACGACGUAUCCGGUGCGUUCGUAACGUUGCGAGUAUUCCGAGUGUUCCGAAUCUUCAAGUUCUCCCGCCAUUCGCAAGGCCUGCGGAUUCUCGGCUACACGCUGAAAUCGUGCGCCUCCGAGCUGGGCUUCUUGGUGUUUUCCCUCGCGAUGGCCAUCAUCAUCUUCGCCACGGUGAUGUUCUACGCCGAGAAGAACGUGGACGGUACGAACUUCACCUCCAUCCCGGCGGCGUUUUGGUAUACAAUUGUCACGAUGACAACGUUAGGUUACGGUGAUAUGGUGCCAGAAACAAUAGCCGGUAAGAUAGUGGGAGGCGUCUGUUCACUGAGCGGAGUGUUGGUCAUCGCGCUACCCGUACCUGUAAUUGUGUCCAACUUCAGCCGCAUCUACCAUCAGAACCAGCGGGCGGACAAGCGGAAAGCACAGCGGAAAGCACGUCUCGCACGAAUACGAAUAGCGAAAGCGGGCGCUAGUGCAGCGUUCGCGAAUAAGAAGAAGGCUGCCGAGUCGCGGCUAGCAGCGCAGGAGUCUGGCAUCGAAUUGGAUGACAACUACAACGAUGAAGACAUCUUCGAGCUACAGCAUCAUCAUCUGUUAAGAUGUUUAGAGAAAACUACGGACCGGGAGUUUGUCGAGCUAGAAACUCAGUACAAUGGCCAAACGAAGCGGCCCGGAUCGCCAUCGCCGAUGGCCAGUCCAUCCCACUCGGCCAACACUACAACGGGAGGACCCACCGGGUUGCUUCAGUCCUGCUGUGGUCGGUGCUGUUCCCAGCGGUAUCAGCCAAAUCUAUAAUUGGACUUUCAGAUACAGAACUAUACCUCGGCGAACCAAUGAUGUCAGGAGGACGACAUUCCGCUGCGGGAGAGGAAAAAGUCGUAAUAGAUUCCGGAGGCCACUGAACCACAAUACGAUGGAAACCAGUUUGAGUGAGCACAUCAACCGAUUAUUAGUCUUAGUCCAGCCGAACAAGCAGAACAUCUCCACCAAGGCAGGUCGGGUGAUCGUCCUUGUCCUUGCCACAGCAAUCAUCAUCAUCGUCCGUACCUCGAAACCGGAAUGUUCCUCUCCGGCAGCGAUAUUAGACAUUUUCCACGUCGUCGUCGUCGUGUGUCCAACUGUGGGUUCUUAGCGGUUGUGCGCACCCACACACAAUGCAUCAAUCGUCAUCAUUACCAUUAAUAGAAUAUUAUUAACACAUACGAUCGUCACAUUCGGGUGCUCAUCGUUCAUCGUUCGCCAUUCGUCCCGCAUCGUUGCUCCUGAGCAGAAAAACACUAAUUUAAUUUAGACUUAAUUAACAAAUUAUAGAUGUACAGUGUUAUUCUUUCCACCCGUGAGGUCGGAAUUUGGAAGAUAUGAAGAGAAAAAAAAAACAGUGCUGAAGAUGAGAAUAUAUAUAUUAAGUAUGAGAAUAUGAAACCGUAGGCUAUAGAGAACAAACCAACCAGGAACGCGUAAGGUAAACCAAUUUUAGGGUAGCAAUUGAAUUUAAAUUAUUAACUGAAACCAAUGGAAGUUAGUCGAGGAACCGUAACUACGUAGAACAACCCUACUACUACUUCUACCACUACUACUUACUACUACACUACUACCACUACUAUUGUUACUACAACAAAUCCUGACUUCCCGAGGAUAGGACACAACGAGAAUGAAGGACAAAACAGCUUUAAUAAACUCGACUACAUAUUUUUUGAUUAUGAUUAAUGUUAUUAUUUCCCCACGGAAACUCAAUAUAUCACACAUAUGAAUGUUCUCUGACGAAAGAUGAGUGAAGUCUUUUUCUGACGUAAAUCUAGGAAAAUAACAGAGAAAAAAUAUGGAAAAUCACAUAUCAAGUGUGAGGUUAAAAAACAUGCUACUGCGAAUCAGUACCGGAUAGGAAUCAGAUAUGAAUGAUCUUUAAAUUUUUAGAACAAGAUCAAUCAUUAUUUUACUACUAGUUUCUGUUUGUGGCUCAGAAGGUCCGAAAAACUGUCCUUGGCUCUUUAAGUUAUCAAAAUGCAGCCACUACGGCAGAACAGGUCAGUGAAGAUGGAGAUGCUAGUGAGGGAGCGCGUUUUAAUAUUGUUGCACCAAGUUUAACUGUUACGAGUAGUUCAUGCUAUUGUAUUUUGAUUGAAUUUCAGAGUUGAUCGGAGAGCUAUUCCCUAUAAAGACGGUUGUAGAGACAUAAACGUUACUUAUUCCAAUCCCAAUAAAGUUGCAGCAACUAUUGGGAAAUCUUUCCUCUGGAAGAUCCAAUAUUUCCGAAAAAGUGGUCCAUCCCUGAAAAUGAUCCUAGAGACAUUAGAGUCGCGACAUAAACAUGG
Molecule: messenger RNA, 6720 nt
Organism: Ochlerotatus camptorhynchus
Lineage: Eukaryota; Metazoa; Arthropoda; Insecta; Diptera; Culicidae
Gene: Shal
Product: Potassium voltage-gated channel protein Shal
Exons: 11
Coding region: 3560-5203 (547 amino acids)
Biological process (GO): protein homooligomerization; potassium ion transmembrane transport
Cellular component (GO): voltage-gated potassium channel complex; membrane
Molecular function (GO): protein binding; A-type (transient outward) potassium channel activity
Source: RefSeq, a predicted model, not a curated record